AUGGCUGGGGUAUUAUGUCGAUCCGUAAGAGCCAAGAAAAGCAGGAUACCGUGGAUCGCGCUGCUUCUUGUGGCGUUUCUAGCAACUGCCACGUGGCAGCGCGCCAUUGCUUCCGCGAAACAGCUUGAGGGAUUUGACGAGGACGAGUUCGACGACGGAGCUGACGAGGAGGAGACGGAAUUCGUCGCCCCGCAGAGCCCUCCGACGCGAUCCGUCACGCUCGAGCCGGAUCAGGGCACAAAAGCAACGGCUGGAUCUGAUCGAGAUUCCAAAUCAAUGGACACCACCUCAUCCGAAGGACCGGAUUCCGUUGGCGGCAGCGGGGGUAGGUCAGGAGGACAAGCGGCGGACUGGGAUGACGAGGAGUUUGAAGGGGUGACGCCUGGUGCUGGCGCUGGUGCCGGGGAAGCAGCAGCCGGCGGGAAGCAGUUUUUUGGCAAGCCUGGAUCCGCGCAGCAGCAGGCGCAAAAGGCUCGCGCGCGGAGAAUUUCGGUUCCGCGGAAGCCGUUCCACCCGCGGGAUUUCAUUGCGGAAGGGGUUUUCCUUGCGUUCCUCGUGAUUUUUGCGAUCAACUAUUUCGUCGGCAAAUGGCAGAACGAAAAGAUUGCGCUCUCUUUCGCCAAUCAGUUCGCGACGGAGGGUAAUCUGCUCGCGAAGAACUUCGCCCUGAUCGGCACAGGCGACACCAGCGAACCGAUCCUCGUCAAAGAAGGCCAGGCGACGUUCAAGCUGUACGCGAGCGGGCGAAGGUUCUGCGAAGCGAUGCUGGUUACCCUGAACCUGCGAAGUCGCCACGAUCUCGCGACGCUCGCAUGGGACGCGCUCCUUUCGUCAAAGAAGGAUCAAGUCGACGUGGAUGUAUACAUGAACGAGGAAGACAUGGCUCCAUUUGUACUCGCUGUAGUCCCGCGCAAAUCCGCUAAGGCGUUUAUAAAAGAAAACGCGGAUCUUAAGGAGUUUGCGAGCAUGCUUGACGCGGAAGUGGUGCUCAAGGGAGGAGGCGGGAGCGGGAAGAACAAGUGGGCGGCAGACGAGUUGGCUAUUAUCGGGGAUAGCAGGGAAGCGGCGUAUGAGCUUCUGUCUGACGUCAUCAUUGAUCAGCUCUCUCCCCCUCCCACCCGUCUUUACCCUUACCCUCUUCCCUUCCGCCCUUCCCCUCUUCCCCACUUCCCUUCCGCCCUUCCGUUCUUCUCUUCCGCCCUUGCCCUCUUCCCUUCCGCCCUUCCCUUCUGUGUCUCCCUCCCCCCUUCCUGUGUCGAGUCUCACCAUUUCUCCCCACUACUCACCCAUCCACCGCACCCCCGAAAUAUUACCCGCAGCACUUUCCCAUCAGCCAAGAUAGCCCUAUUUGGAGGAAAGUCCUUUCCCAAGCUCGCGCCUCUCUUCUGCGCCCUGCACGUCACGGACCAGCACCCCACAGGCGCAGGCGCGCACACCUUCUCACCUAUCCCCCUCUCCCUCCCCCCCCUCUCCCCAACCGCCCACCAGCAACCCACAGGAGCAGGCGCGCAGCUUCUUACCUAUCCCCCUCCCCCCUUCUCCUGCCCCCGCGGUACUCCUCUCCCCCCCCAGCUCUUUGGCGAGAAGUCCUUCCCAAAGAUAGCGCCUCUCUUCCGCGCACUACACUUCACAGACCAGCAACCCACAGGCGCAGGCGCGCACCGCAAGGUGCUGCGCUUCUCCUUCCUGCUGCCCCGAGGGGGCGCUGCGGAGCUGGCGAAGCUGAUGGCGUCGGUGCCGUUCUUCAUUGACGCUGUGGGGAAGUUCCGACUCAGCGCCCAGGUGAGACGUUUCUUCCUCUCGGCCUUACAGCACUCCCAGAUAAACAGUCUCCUCUGUGACAGCUCGCUCCUGACUGCUGCGGAGCUGGCGAAGCUCAUGGCGUCCAUGCCGUUCUUCAUUGACGCUGUGGGGAAAUUCCGACUCUGUGAAGAACGGCACCACAUCAUUGCCGUUCCCAGCUGGCGAAGCUCAUGGCGUCUUGCUGAGGCCAACAGCAAGGCGGAGGCAGUGUGGGCAAAGGCAGCCGAGGCAGCAGUGAGAGGGAACGGGACGAAGGAGAAGCUGCAGGAAGAGGCUUGCUUCGAUGCAGCUGAGGCAGCAGUGAGAGGGAACGGGACGAAGGAGAAGCUGCAGGAAGAGGCUAGCUUCGCUUCUCUCAUUCACCUGCACUCUGCUUCUCUAUCCCUCCUCCCGUCCGCCACUCCUCCCGCAACUCGAGAAGAGGCAGGAGGAGGUGCAGCGGCGGAAGGAGGAGCGGAGGAAGGAGGAGCGGAGGAAGGAGGAGCGGAGGAAGGAGGAGCGGAGGAAGGAGGAGCGGAUGAAGGAGGAGCGGAGGAAGGAGGAGCGGAGGAAGGAGGAGCGGAGGAAGGAGGAGCGGAGGAAGGAGGAGCGGAGGAAGGAGGAGCGGAGGAAGGAGGAGCGGAGGAAGGAGGAGCGGAGGAAGGAGGAGCGGAGGAAGGAGGAGUGGAGGAAAGCAGAGGAGGCAAAGCUGAGCCCGGAGGAGCUGGCGAGGCGGCGAGAGAAGGAGAGGAUGAAGGAGCUGAAGCAGAGCGCACCGCGGGCCAAGAUCUCAAGGAUGCAUUGAUUGAUCUGAGUGAUUGA
Molecule: messenger RNA, 2604 nt
Organism: Closterium sp. Naga37s-1
Lineage: Eukaryota; Viridiplantae; Streptophyta; Zygnematophyceae; Desmidiales; Closteriaceae
Source: the annotation of a GenBank genome assembly